Messenger RNA from Brassica napus (rape), 3322 nucleotides. RefSeq lists its product as uncharacterized. The record is from RefSeq and is a predicted model, not a curated record. Lineage: Eukaryota; Viridiplantae; Streptophyta; Magnoliopsida; Brassicales; Brassicaceae. The transcript is spliced from 3 exons. Bases 1812 to 3032 code for a protein of 406 amino acids.
GAUUAUCCAAGGAUCUAAGAGGGUUUCUAAAGAAAAUCACUGAUUUAAUUAAAUCAAAAGUCAUAAUAAUUUGAGUAACCGAUCCUUAAUGUGAGAUUUUGGGGACUGCUUUAAAGAAGGGUUUUUAAAACACGUGUCAGCGUAUCAUGAAGUUUAAUUUUUUUUUUCUUUCUUAUUUUUUCUUUUCUCUCUUUCUUUUCCUCAGUUUCUCUCGUUCUCCGCCUUCUUUGUCGGUGUCUCCUUCUCCUCUCAGAUUAUCCGGUGGACGACGAUGAGUUUAUGUUAAUCAGAAGCAUCAAGCCCUCUGGUUCGCGAGACCUCUAUUCCGCCAUUGAAAAGGCUCUUAAAGGUUCACCAAUCGCCAGAUUAUUCCCUCCUCUUCCCCCAAUGGUUUCCACUUAUAGUUGCUCUUGUAGCCUCAGGGUAAUUCCCCUCCGACCAUCCUUCGUCGGAAACUAUGUCAUGAGAGGUUUGUUGCAAGUGUGAAGCAAGUGUCAUUGUCAUCACUCACCUCGUGAAGCAAGUGUGAAGCAAGUGUCAUUGUACAAGUUUUGUAUGCAUGUGCGUAAGCAGUCACGAAGUUGUAUUACAAAAGUCAUGAAUAGAGCGUUUGUAUGCUAGUGUAUUAUCAGUGUACAAACUUUUGUAUGCUAGUCAGUCAGUCAUGAAUAGAUUGUUUGUAUGCUAGUGUCUUCUAUUAUCAGUCAGUAAGUCACAAGCUUUUGUCCAAUUCACGGACUGUUCUUUCCUUGUAUUCAAGUCAUGAAGACCAUAAAAGGCUUCUAUUAUCACUCUAGCAAACUUCUCGACUUGUAAAGAAUCAAACACAACACCAAAAUCAUCUUCUUGUCACAGCACUCUUGGUUUCUAAAUUUUUUUUCCCACACCACCAAAAUCAUUUUUUCUCUUUAAUUACAACACCCUUGGUUUGAGAAUUUAUCGUUCACAACACCAAAGUCAUAUUUUCUCUUUAAUCACAACACUAUUGCUUCGAACUAUAAUUCGUGAUAGACAAAUGUAUCAACAACUAAAAGCUGAUUUGGUUAAACAUAUAUGGCGUAAAUUUGGACGUGAUGAAUACAACAACUGAACUCAGAUGCUUCUUUCAAAUUAUUCUCUUUUAUUUUCGUAAUCUUUCUUUUUAUGUUUUUAUUUUAAAUCCUAUGUUGAAAAUGUUAUCUUUUAAUAUGUUUUAUUUAAUAAAUAAAUUUUAUCUUAAAUUUUUUUUUUUUAAGAACCCUUAAUUAAGAAACUACCAUUGGAGGCGCAAAAUCGAAUAGUUUCUUAACUAGAGUUUCUUAAGUCCACUAAGUACACUUAUAUCGUUUCUCUUUAUAGCCGCGUAAAUUUUAAAUUUUAAUUCACAGAUUUUUCUGAAUUACGACAAAAGAAAAAGGAAAACAUUCUAAAAAAAUAGAUUCAUGUGUUUUCAUUUAAUUGAUAUACAGUAUAUGUUUCCUUAAUUCAAAGUUUGACUUGUGAGAGAAUCACUAGAACCUGAUUGUAAUUGGAUAUCGUCAAAGUGCCAAAUUAAUGAAAUUGCGUCGCUUCGAUUCUCAGCUCUCUCUCCUUUUAGUCUUCUCUUUUUUUUUUUUUUAGUCUUUACAUUUCUACAUGCAUAGAUUUCGACGUUCAAUCGCUGAAGGUGACAAAGCUUCUUUCUCAUUUCUCGUGGGAAAGAUGGAUCUAAAGGUUUCGUGAAGAGAGUUGCAUCAACUUUCUCCAUCAAGAAAAACAAGAAGAACACCACAACCAAUGAUCCAAAACCACUUCUUCCACGGUCCAAAUCAACAGGUUCCAACUAUGAAUCAAUGCGUCUACCUCAAGGGAAAAAGACUCUUCCAGAUGUCAGAGCAGCAAACACGAAGAGGACCAAAUCCGCAGGUGUUUCCCCUCAGCCACGGCGCGAAAAGAUCGAUGAUUCAUCCGGUAAACAGUUUAUCAAGAUGAGAUGUUUUGACGACAGCGAUUCCGUUUGGUUGGCUUCGGACUGCGCUUCUACUUCCUCUCUUCUAGAGGAACGUAGAGUCUCUGUCUCGUUUCAUUUCUCACUCGACGAAAAGGUUGUCUCCUGGUUAUCAAACGCUGCUAACUCUUCAUUGUCUCUCAAAGAGAAUCAUCAUCAUCAUCACCGGACAAAAAGUACUUCAGAGAACAUGCGAAAGGACGGAAAAUUCUGCAACUCAUCCGGUAAAUAUAUUGGAACAGGUUCUGUAAAGUCGUCCUCGCGUUUGCAUGAGAGCAACAACAAGACUUGUCCAAGGAAAUCAUGUGAAGAGUCGUCUAGUCAUGAAGAAAAGAAAGUUAGUUUCUCACUAGAGUCAGAUGUGUCUCCUUCACCGGUUAACUUAAUUUCUGUCCCAUCUACUCCAGCUAGACCCAUACUUGCAGAGAGUGGAGAUUCAAAGAGAAAGCAUGUUGUGGAGCCUCUUUUUUGGCCAUUGGAGCAGAAGUUUGAUUGGACGCCAGAGGAUAUACUAAAGCAUUUCACCAUGUCUCCACGUAGAAAGAAAUCAAUAGGAACCAAAGGUGCAAGUACCUCUCCAAGAUCAAUGAGGGCACAGCUUCAGACAAGAAAGCUAGAUCUCAAAGAAGGGUGCAAGAGAAAGCUCAUGUUCAACGGUCCUGCAGGAUCAAAUUCAAAACCAACACGGAUCCCUGAACUGAAAAGAACAGUAAGCAAUAACAGUAGCAGCAACAAGGGAACCGAGAUCAGCAAGAACCAACAACAACCCAUCAGCAGGAACAUUGUGAAGAGGAACAAAAGUUUGCCGUCUAGGUUGAGAAAAUCUAGUAAAAUAUCUUCAAAGGUGGUACCUAUCGAAGAGAGUGGAGAGAUAGGAGGCAGAGAGGCAAAAACACCUAAGAAGCUUAUCAUGACACGCAAGUCCAGGACUUUCUUGGAAGAUGACUUUGCUUUGAUGAAUGAUUUCUCUAUAGAAAAAGCUGUUGGGCUUUGUGAGUUCAGGGGAAGAGAAGGCAUAGAUUCAGACUUCAACACUGAGGGCUUCUUGUUUGAAGACUCUCUAUGAGAAAAAAAAGAAGAAGAUAAAGGCUUUACAGGUGUGUGAAAUAGUGUAUACUUGCCAAAACCAACAUCUGCAUUGGUGACAAUUUUGUUCCUUGUUUGUAUAUCUAUUGGAUAGUAAAUACAUGUGACAUUCAUAUAUAACCACACAUAUGUAUGCAUUUUGGACCAAUCAAAGAGCCGGAACAUGUGUUCUCAUUAAAAGUUCUAUACUUUGACAAGAUGGUUGUGUCAUUCAUCUGUAUGUUAAGGUUCUCAGUCCUUAGAAUAUAAGCAGACAUAACCAUUGGAGAA